ACCACUAUGUUUUCUAUCACAGGUCUCAUAAUCACAUGUUUAAUAUAUCACACCGUUUAUGGUGUGCCAGAUACGCAAAUCGUAGGCGGCACAAAUGCUUCAGAGAGCAGAUAUCCUUAUCAAGCGUCAUUGAAAUAUAAUGGAAACCAUGUUUGCGGUGGAGCUAUCAUUCACAAGAAAUAUGUUAUCACCGCGGCGCAUUGUUUAGUGGGAAAGGAGCCAAGAAAUAUUUUGGUCGACGUUGGAAGCGUUAAUCUUGAUUUUCCUGAAACUAGACAUACGGUGUACAAUCUAAUAGUACACCCUGAUUACAACAGAAUGCUAUUUUUAAACGAUAUUGGUUUAGUUAAUCUAACAUCAGAAAUCAAGUUCAAUGAUAAAACUAAUUUAAUAAAUUUAGUAUCUUCCGACAGUAAUUACGAUGGUUUGAACUUUACAGUUACUGGCUGGGGAAGUCUUUCGUGGGACGGUUUAAAUUCAAAAUACCUUCAACAAAUUGUAGUGCGGCAAUUUCCUCAGGCUAGUUGCGCCCAAGUUUCAAUAUACAAAGACAUCACCGAUCAUCAUAUAUGCACCCUUAAUGCGUAUGGUCAAGGAAUGUGCAAUGGUGAUUCCGGUAGUGCACUCACUUACCAAGGCAACCUGGUUGGCAUCAUGUCUUAUAAUAUACAGCCAUGCGCCAGUGGUUGGCCAGAUUUGUUCACCAAAGUAUACUAUCACAAACAGUGGAUUGACAGUAAUAUUAAUAAUAAUGAUGAUAAUAAUGGUAAUAAUGCAGGCAGCAAUCAACAAUUGAAUAUCAUUCUUGGAAUAUUUAUGUCAUAUGUAUGUAUUUUAUUUAUGUAA
Molecule: messenger RNA, 846 nt
Organism: Cyphomyrmex costatus
Lineage: Eukaryota; Metazoa; Arthropoda; Insecta; Hymenoptera; Formicidae
Product: chymotrypsin-2-like
Exons: 5
Coding region: 7-846 (279 amino acids)
Biological process (GO): proteolysis
Molecular function (GO): serine-type endopeptidase activity
Source: RefSeq, a predicted model, not a curated record